UUGGGAUCGUCGCAUUUCUGUGUUGGUUGUGGCCGUGAACGGCACCUCAAGUCCAAGGGCAAGGCGAGCUCCUCCAGUGAGACAUUUCUCGGCCCGAUUGAUAGCGAUUCCGAAGGAAGUUCAAGUCAUCUUUCAGAUAACACCGCAGUUCGAGGGUUCGCCUGACAAUGAGGAGCAGCCCAGUUUACCGGAUGGCGACUGUUCAGUCCGUCCUCGCUAUUUUCGUACUAAUCCUCGGCGGCGUCGCGUUCGCGGACGAGGAUUCCCUCAUGCCGGCGUCCGCGGAACCGUCGGGCGUCUCGGGUCCGGACUACACGGGUCCGUCCGCUGGAUCGGACGAGUGCGACCCGGAGAUGGUCGGCUUCGAGCUGGUCACCGGAUGGGUUUACACGGACCCCGCCAACAUGCUCGACUCCAUACCCGGGACGCUGAUGCUCACCGAUUGCCUCGAGACUUGUCAAGCGAACGAUUCCUGCCAAGCAGUCAACUAUGAAACGGGUCUCUGCGUGCUGUUCAGCUCGAAUGCGGAUAAUAAUCCAGGUGCGCUCUCGCAAUCCCAGUUUCCGGUCUUUACAAUCUACGCCCAGAAGAGCUGCUUGGGCGUGAAACCGUGCGAAAGAGCGUGGUGCAUCGACAGGGUGCAAGGUUAUCGUCUCCAGGGUCAUACAAAGCGUAGCGUGGCCGCAUCAUCAAGGCAGCAUUGCCUGGAGUUAUGCCUCGGAGAGAGAGAAUUCCUUUGUCGGUCUGCCAACUACGAGAACUCCACCAAGACUUGUGAGCUUUCCGAAAUGGACCGGUUGACUGUCGCUGGUUCCGGCUCCUUCCAAACAGCAAACGGCUUCGACUAUUUGGAAAACCAUUGCGUUGAAGAGCCAAUGAAGCUCUGCGAAUUCAAGAAGUUGACCGGUAGAAUCCUGAAAACGGUAGAUUCUGUUUACCAGGAUGUUGGGUCGGCCGACGAGUGUCGUGAACUUUGCCUCAAUUCGCCUUUCCGUUGUCACACCUACGACUACGGUGACACCGGUGACAUGGUGUGCCGCCUCAGUCAUCACUCUCGCGCAACCCUCACCGACAUUCAGGAACCUUACCUAGACGUACCCGAAGGAUCGAGCUACGAAUUGAGCUCCUGCUACAACGUAACGAUAGACUGCCAGGCCGGUCAAAUGGUCGCCCACAUCCAGACUACCAAGCUUUUCAACGGUAAAAUCUACGCCAAAGGCUCCCCAAAUUCUUGUGUCGAAGACGUGAAAUCUGAUCUCGAGUUCGAGCUGCGCAUGGCCUACGACGACCUUGAAUGCAACAUCCGUCAACAGGGUCUGGGCAGAUACAUGAACGACAUUGUCAUCCAGCACCACGACACUAUAGUGACAAGUUCCGAUCUUGGACUAGCCAUAACCUGUCUGUACGACCUGACCAACAAGACGGUGUCCAAUGAGGUUGACCUCGGCGUUCACGGCGAGAUCACUCCCGCCCUAUCGGAAGAGGUGAUCGUCGACUCGCCUAAUGUGGCGAUGAAGAUUACCGAUCGCAGUGGAAACGACGUCGUGCGCUCUGCCGAGGUUGGAGACCCCCUGGCCCUCAAGUUCCAGAUACUGAACCCCAACAGCCCGUACGAGAUCUUCGUUCGCGAAUUGGUUGCGAUGGACGGCGUCGACUCGAGCGAGAUCGUUCUUAUCGACGCACGCGGAUGUCCUACCGAUCAUUUGAUCAUGGGUCCACUCUACAAGUCAGCCACCACCGGCAAGAUUCUUUUAUCCCAUUUCGACGCCUUCAAGUUCCCGAGUUCCGAAGUGGUACAAUUCCGUGCCCUGGUGACCCCAUGCAUGCCGAGCUGUGAGCCAGUGCAGUGCGACCAGGAAGAAUCGACAGGUGAUCUGCGUUCCGUGAUCUCAUUCGGUCGUCGGCGCCGACGUGCAGCAUCCCAGUCGCGAGACGACCUCCUGGUGGUGCAGUCGAUCCAGAUAACCGAUAAGUUCGGGUUCGAGCGGGACGGUAAAACUGGUAACGCAACGGCGACGAAGGACACGAUCUUCGUCGAGUCGGAGGCUGUGAACGGCAUCUGCAUCAACCUGGGCGAAGCGAUAGUCGCCGGAACGGUAUUCCUCAUAGCUCAAAUAGCCAUCAUAGCGGCGUGGACCUUCACAUGGCAGCGACGUCGACAGAUUCUGAAACACCAGGAAGCGCUCUCGGUGUCCGUCUCGGUGCCGGGUAUGCACGCGGGCAUCCCUGGACGUGCGGACAGCCUUUGCAAGCUCUACGACGCUGGUUAUUCACGCCGGUUCUAACGGGGUGAGCAUGGAACUAAAAUGCGCCAUUGAUUUACCGCCUACUUAUCGAGCAGUAGCUGCCUUCCUGUGAAUGUCAUUGGUUACGCGAAUAUCGAGACUUGCAAUAGUAACUAUAGAGAGACGAUAAUUCGUCGGAAGAUUAUUAGGGUCAGGAUAGAUGAUUUUGUCCGAACGGGACGAGAAAGAUUGUCCCGCUCGAACAAAAGAACAGUAAUAAGUAAUUCGCGUUCAUUCUUCGUUCCCGAGUAAAUUUACUCGCGAAUGGACAAUGGGCCUGAUAUAAUAUCGUGAAACGAGAUCGCUUUUCGUCGUGUAAUAGGUACCACUUUGGAGCGAGUUGCAGAGAAUACUGGAUAACGCGUCGUUGCCCGCCUACUUCCAACGAUUUUUAAGGUCUUUUCAACGCUGACGUAUCGAGGCAUUCUUAUGUAACGAACCGUAACUGCAGUACUAUUUGGGUGCGCGGCCUGGCACCACGUUAAUUGUCAGUUUUUUCUUCCUUUCCCAUACCCAUCAGUUCGAUGCUGAUACCAGUCCUCAGAAAUGGAAAAGUAGAACGGUGUUUAUUCAGCGAACGCUUGUAUUUACCGACGAUUCGUCAUUAGGAUCACUUUUUCCGUCAAUGGUGAAUUUAUACGAAGAUGAUGGAGGAUCGACAACUCAAUUUAGUGAUAGGAAUCACCCUACACCAUUGGCAAAAUAAAAAAAAAUCACCCAGUUUCGAGCCAAAUUUGUAAUGUAUAAACGUACAGUACCAGA
Messenger RNA from Diprion similis, 3047 nucleotides. RefSeq lists its product as uncharacterized. The transcript has 6 exons. The record is from RefSeq and is a predicted model, not a curated record. Bases 168 to 2285 code for a protein of 705 amino acids. Lineage: Eukaryota; Metazoa; Arthropoda; Insecta; Hymenoptera; Diprionidae.